Messenger RNA from Rubroshorea leprosula, 2030 nucleotides. The record is from the annotation of a GenBank genome assembly. Lineage: Eukaryota; Viridiplantae; Streptophyta; Magnoliopsida; Malvales; Dipterocarpaceae.
CCCACCCUGUAAUUUCAGUUGCUGUUUUGUUGAAUCCAAAAUGCCAUUGUAUAUCGGAUUGAGAUGUUUUCAAGGAGCUUGAACUUCAAACUGUUCUUUAAAUCCAUGUAGAGGUCUUUGGUAAAAUUUAAUUCAUCUAUGACUGUAGCAUACAUGAUACUGCUUUCUUGGAUGUUUGGAGCAAACUUUAAAUGAUAAUAGAAGGAGAUGACUGUAUUCCUUUUCCAUCUUCUGGUUAUAUCUGGGUUUUGCUGGAGGUUUGAAUUUUUAUUUUCAUGUUGUAGUUUUCAAAAUUUGAGUUGGUAAGGAGUAGAGCCGCCGAUGAUGAGAGAAGAGAGGCAUGAGCUGCAACAACAAAUUUUUAUGCGCACCGUGUUUUGUAGUACACGGGUUGUUGUUGCGAUGAAGAAUGUGCCAAUAUGCUAAUCUGAGAGGCUCUCUCACUUCCUAAACUUAACUUCUCCUUUUUAACAUUUUUUAUUUUUUUGGGUGUUUUCUCUUUUAGCUAGCCCUCCCUGUGAGCACCCUUUUGUUUUGUUAUUUUCCAGGGAAAAAUGAUCCUGACUUGUGCUUAUAGAUGCCCAUGAUUAUAUAUAUAUAUAUAUAUGUUUUUUUAGGCUUGAUCAGAAAAAAAAGAGGGGAAGAAAAUGGAGUAUGGUGAAGAGAUAGGCAUCGUUAUAGUUGGAGGAGGGAUUUGUGGUUUGGCUACCGCACUUGCCCUUCACAGGAAGGGAAUCAAAAGCUUAGUUCUGGAAAGAUCGGGGACUCUUCGGGAAACCGGAGCUGCUAUCCGUGUUCGUCCCAAUGGGUGGCGUGCUCUUGAUCAGCUUGGCGUUGCUUCAAAGCUCCGCCAGACUGCUCUUCCCAUUCAAAGGCAACGUGACAUAUGGCUUUACAGGAACAAGGAAGAAACUAUAGAACCUCAGAGUGAGGAAGCUCGAUGCCUUCUGCGCAGUGAUCUUGUCACAGCUAUUGCCGAGGGUCUCCCUCAUGGCACCAUCCGUUUUGGAUGCCAAGUGCUCUCCGUUCAACCUGAUCCUUUAACUUCAUACCCACUAAUUCAACUGCAUAAUGGAAGUGUUAUCAAGGCCAAGAUUUUGAUUGGAUGCGAUGGAGCACAUUCCGUAGUUGCAGAUUUUCUUGGGUUGAAACCACCAAAGCUUUUCGUCUUAUGGGCAGUUAGAGGUCUAACGUGUUACCCCAGUGGUCAUGGUCUACCAACAGAGCUUACUCGGUUUCAAGGGGAGAAUUUCAUCAUUGGAAGAAUCCCGAUUGAUGAUAAGCUUGUCUACUGGUUUGUUUCCAACCGAGGGUAUCCUCCAGAUUCAAAUAUUUCAAAGGAUCCAGAAUUCAUUCGAGAAUUCACAGUUGAAUCAAUAAAAGCCUUUCCUGAAGAAAUGUUAGACAUGGUGAGAAGGAGUGAUCCAGAAAAACUGACCCUCACUCACAUAAGAUAUCGUGCACCAUGGGACAUACUACUAGGCAAGUUUCGAAAAGGAACAGUGACUGUAGCUGGGGAUGCCAUGCAUGUAAUGGGUCCAUUUGUAGGGCAGGGUGGCUCUGCAGCUUUGGAAGAUGCAGUUGUUCUUGCUAGGUGCUUGGCACAAAAACUUCAUCAAGUUGAUAUAAGUGCAGAAGGUAGGCAGAUGAGGAUAAUACAGAAUGUUAUUGGGGAGGCAAUUGAUCAAUUUGUGAAAGAAAGGAGAAUGAGGCUGCUGAAAUUGUCUAUGCAAACUUAUCUCUUGGGUUCACUACGCCAAUCUUCUUCCUCAAUUGCAAAGUUUGCUACCAUGGCAUUGAUGAUGGUUCUUUUCAGAGAUCCAAAUGCUCAUACUCAAUAUUACUGUGGAGAUCUGUGAGACUUUGUUGCUUAUUACGAAACCAAUUUGAGGGGCUUAUUGUUAGUAUUAGAAUUAAGACUUGUGUGUGAGUAUUGGGCAAAAUUGAGUUCUAGCUUAUGGGUUACCUUGGUUUGUUACUAUUGUAAUCUCUCUUUUGCUGACUUCACAUGCCCAAUGCAAAUAGCUUAG